AUGCCACUGCCGCCUGCAGUUUCAGCUCUUGCACGACAAACUAUCAAGGCCGCCUACGAUGAACUUGACCGCACAAUCACCCUAGGAGACAAACGAGAUUUCCACAAUACGACUCUCCAGCAUGUCCGAAAAGCUGUACUGGACAUCGAAAAUCAACUUGCGGCGAGACAAUCGCUUCGCAACAUGCGCCGUCUCAUGCCUUUAUUCCAAGGGCUUGAACACUAUACAAAAGUGGUCGAGAUUUUAUGCAACGGUACUCCAUUUCUAUCAUGGAUAUGGGCACCGAUCACUCUCAUCCUACGAAUAGCAUCCGAGUAUGGGGAAUCUUUCGAGCAAAUUAUCAAAGGCUAUUCUAGUAUUUCUGAAUCGCUGAAGAGGUUUGAGAUCCUCAGCGAUGCCUUCAUUAGCCAACCAGAGUUUCAGCAUACGUUGGCUGUUUUUUACGCCGACAUCCUGGAGUUUCAUAAACACGCCUAUAAGUUUGUUCGAAGGAGUGGCUGGAAAGUACUGUUCCUUACAUCAUGGGGGCGCUUCGAGAGGAGGUUUAAUAACAUCCUUGAAGACUUGAAGCAACAUGGCUCAUUGAUUGAUCAGGAGGCAAAUGCUCGCGACAUUGCUGAAGCAAGAAAAAUGCGCCAAGAUAUUCGAACAUGGAGAGAAGAGAGCCUUAGCCAGGUCCGCAGCGAGGAGAUCGAGCAAAACGCGAAGCAGUACGAAUCUAUCGCGUCAUGGCUUAAAAUCAAUGAAUCCGAUCAACUGAAUAUUUUUGACUCAAUAUCAUCAGAAGCAGCAGAGUACGAAGGAACUUGUGGAUGGGUCUUGAGAAAUCCAAAGGUCAGCUCAUGGGCUGAUAGCAAACCGGAUACACCCGCACUUUGGUUGAAGGGCUCAGCCGGAACCGGGAAGAGCGUUCUGUGUACCCAACUCGUCAACUUCAUGAAAGGAUCGAAAUUCGUUAUUCGCCACUUCUGCACAUAUCUAUAUGCAUCAUCAACCAUGUAUGAGCAGAUCCUAAAGUCGUUGCUGCUGCAACUUCUCCGAAAAGAUAGCGAUCUCGUCGCUCACGUAUACAACUCAUGCGUCUUGGAAAAGAAAUUACCUACAACUUCAACGCUAGAGCAACUUUUACACGCACUCCUUGCAAGCAUGUCAAGUGAGCCUAACCAGGUAGAAUAUGUUUGGAUCGUCAUUGAUGGGUUGGAUGAGUGCGAGCCAGAUAAGCAGACGCGUCUAGUACGACUGAUCAACCGGAUUACAUCUAAACCCUCCUUACCUGGAAGUACUACCUGCAAGGUUCUCAUCUCAAGUCGUGCUCCUUCAACCCCAUUGGAACGCCUUCGCAACAAGCAAAUAAUUUCCCUUGCUGAAGAGAAGGACAGUUUGCAUGAGGCAAUACGUCAAUAUGUUGGCCAAAGACUAAACUCAUUGGACAAGCGUCUCCGCCAGCUUGAUAUAGGACAGGAUGAAAUCAAUGAGAUCCGGAAAGUGAUUGUGACAAAAGCUGACGGUAUGUUUCUCUAUGCUCGACUCGUCAUGGACUACCUUGCCAGCAACAUCUUUUUCAGCGGUGAGGAAAUAAAAAAAUCAGUGAAUCAGUUGCCUCAGAAGCUCACGGAUUUCUACCAAAGGAUCCUUACGCAAAUCCUAACUCAGUUAGACCCUCGGUCUGUGGAUCGCAUCAGAUGCGUUCUCGGCUGGGUUGCGUUUGCCAAACGGCCGCUCCAAAGGUUCGAAUUAUUGUCUGCAAUUACCUUCAGUUCUGGUGACCCUCAGAUUGCCCUGCUGGCGCCGCAGUACAUCCUGGAUAUCUGUGGGGCUCUUAUCGAAGAAAGACGAGAAUCAUCGUUAGCCUUUAUCCAUAUCUCCGUGAAAGAAUUCCUUCAAACCCUCUCAGGUCACAUCGUUAUUGACAAGCAACAAGCCCUUCACGAGCAUGGAGUAGCAGCCAUCACCUGUCUUCUUUCUGGGCUGAAUGUGUUCGAAAAGACUUAUCCUGAAGAGGACAAAUUUCUUCGGGUAGCCAAGGGUCUACAUGGCUUUCAUAUCUACGCCACCGAGUUUUGGACCGAAUACUUGCUGUCUUAUAGUGUGUUAGGCGAUGCGAGUAGUACGUCCUCAGCUCCAUCUCUGAUUACUCUUGCUUGCCAACUGGCAAAUAAGAUGGAAGAAUUAGGUCCUGCGACCCUUGGUGAAUCUGAGUCGGAACCCAGGCUGAUAGAUGAACGACUGGUAUCCCUGCAACAGCACGCGGUACUUCAGAAGCACGUGGAAAGAGCUUUGAAUGCGAGGUCUCUGCAGAAUCUUGAGUCUAGGAUCUUGCAAGAACAUGCCUCUGAAUGGAACUAUCAGCGCUCGAAAUCCCCCCUUAUCUCUGAGAGGAUCACCAUGAUGCUCGCAUCAUACCAACGGGUUGUCAGUUCAUUACUACGUCAAAACCACUGCCCUGGUCUAUCUGCCGGCGAACUGGAAUUGUUCAAAAUUCACUUUGGGUCUGCUGCCUUUACUUGUAGACUGAGUUCCUGUCCACGGACAACAUUAGGCUUUGAGACUGAGAGACUCCGUUCGGAGCACGAAAUGUCUCACAUUCGAUGCUUCCGAUGCACGUUUCCCGGUUGCCAGUACCCUCCUUUCGUGUCAGCUCGGGCUCUGAAAAACCACACAAGCAAAUAUCACACUCCGAUCACUGAUCGAAAAGCGAUACGUAAAGUUGCAUCGCAGCAACCUAGCCAACGUAUCCAGAGGGGUAUUCAUACGCAUCGUAAUCGACCUCAGCUGCAGCAGCCUGCAGCGAGAGACGCUCAAACUGUGCCUUUAAGCACAUCCAGUCCGAAUCCUGUGGGCGGCCAAGACAUGAAUCAAAGCACUGUUUCAUCAGAUGGUCACCUUUUUCGCCAAGGUACACAGGGACCCGGCGGAAUCGCCCUCAACGAUGUCAAUAACUCUACUGGUAAAGUGGAUAGCCGAGGGGAAAUCAAGCCUAGUCCUAGUGAACAGGCCCAUAAGCAGCUGCGUUUGAUGCCGCUUAAGCAGCUAAACAGGGGGGCCGUUAUGGAGGCCCGCCAGGAGCAGGAUACCAUCGCCAGUUCUUCGGGACAGCGGAGUCCGCGACAAAAUGACCAGUCCAUCCCGAAGGCUUCUUUGCAGCCGAUGCAAGGGGUGGCGCCACCAAAGCAUGCCGACCCCUUCCCCUUUGAGCUUGAGGAGUCUGAUUUCGCUUGGCUCCUCGAAGAAAACAAUGAGCUAUUUGUGGUUGACCCGAAGCAUCCCAUUGAGGACUUUGACUUCGCCCAUUUCCUCAACGAAGAAAACAAUGAGCCACUUGAGUUCCGUCGUGUCGAAUCUACUUAG
Molecule: messenger RNA, 3348 nt
Organism: Pochonia chlamydosporia 170
Lineage: Eukaryota; Fungi; Ascomycota; Sordariomycetes; Hypocreales; Clavicipitaceae
Product: NACHT domain-containing protein
Exons: 6
Coding region: 1-3348 (1115 amino acids)
Source: RefSeq, a predicted model, not a curated record